AUGGCUACGGUCUCCUCCGACGUCAAGAAGAUGCCUCAAACCUCUGAAAUGGACGGUGAGUUUUUCUCUUUUCCUUAUCAUCCGUACUCGAUUCAAUUGGAUUUAAUGCGUCAGAUAUGGAAUACACUUGAGCAACGUCAUUGUGGUAUUUUUGAAAGUCCUACUGGAACUGGCAAGUCCAUUAGUCUCAUCUGUGGAGUUCUGACGUGGCUUACAAAACACACGGAUGAAUAUGGAUUGCUUCAAAAAACUACUGUAGAAAUGGAUACAAUUGCAGCAAAAGUAGAUCUCUCCAAGAAUUGGCUCGAUGAUUUUGAGCAAAAGACGGUCGAGCGAGAGCUGAAAUUUCGUCAACAAGUGGUUAAAGAAGCAUUGAAUGGGAUUGAAAAGCUUCGAUUCGAACCGGACGCUACAACGAAGAAACGAAAAAUGAGAAUUGCUUAUAACCACAAUGAACGGAAACGGGUGCACCAGUACAGUAGCAAGAGACAGAGCGAGCAGAAUGAAGAGGACGGUGAUGAACAUGUGGUGGAUCCGUACGACAGUGAUCGAGUGGAUCGGCACAAGAGUGAUAGUGAUGAUGAGAAUACAAUGAGGUCUGAUGUGUUGAAUGGACGGUUUCGUGACGAGAAACCAGAGUUUGGGAUCGUGAAGAUCAUCUAUUGCAGUCGGACACACUCGCAGAUCUCGCAAUUCGUUCAUGAGAUACGGAAAACAGUUUUUGCGGACCAUGUACGAGUCGUGUCGUUGGGUUCUCGUAAGAACUUGUGUACGAACCCAAAGGUUACGAAGUUGGACUCGGACUUGAGAAUGACCGACAGGUGUUUGGAUAUGAUGCAAAGCAACAAGAACAAGAACAGCAACAAGGUCGGAAAGUGUCCGUACUACGAGAAAGAGCUGCUUCGUCACUACAAAGAUUAUGCUCUGGCUCACGUACAAGACAUUGAGGAUUUACACACAUUGGGUGAUGACAUGUCAAUUUGCCCGUACUACGGCACGCGCGAAAGCAUUCCGCUUGCUCAAAUCGUUACGGUGCCAUAUUCAAUGCUGCUUAGCAAAGAUACUCGAGAGACCUUGGGUAUUGCGCUGGAAGACAACAUAAUUAUCUUUGACGAAGCGCACAAUAUUAUCGACGCAAUCAACAACACAUAUAGGGUUGAAAUCACCAGUAAACAGCUGGUGGUAGCACGAAGAACGCUAUGGUCGUAUUUCACAAAGUAUGAGAAACGGUUCAAGGGCAAGAACGCGUUUUACAUUAAGCAACUAUUGUCAAUCAUGGAAUCGUUAACAAAAUUUCUUCGCCAGCUGAGCAAAUCUGCUGGGAAAGCUGCAUCAGCUAACGACGUUGAUGAUGGAGCUACUGGGGCACAAAUGAUGACUAUCAACGAUUUCUUGUUCAGUGCGAAGAUCGAUCACUUCAACAUGUUCAAGAUCUUGGAGUAUCUGGGUGAGAGUGGCUUGGCAAAGAAGUUGAUGGGAUUUGUUGACUUCACAAACAAGGGAUCCUCUGUUGCUAUCGCUCCCCUUGCACCUACUGAUGAUCCUGACGUAGGUUUUGAGAGUCGUCACAUAUCACCACUGCGAACGGUCGAGGCUCUGUUAAAGGCCUUGACCAGUGCAGGAGAAGAUGGCCGUGUCCUUGCGCAGCCGAAUAAUGUGCACAAGGGGGUGGAAGGCUUGAUCAAGUUCAUUCUGCUUAAUCCUGUCAUUCAUUUCCAAGAAAUAGUGAAAAAGUCACGGAGCGUCAUACUCGCUGGAGGGACAAUGCAGCCGGUUUCGCAAGUGAUCGAUCAGCUUUUUUCGGCAGUGCCAAGAGACGAUAUCGAUUUGUUUUCAUGCGGACACGUCAUUCCUCCUGAAAAUUUAGUGGCCUUUAGUCUCGCAUCGGGUCCUUCCCAAAAGCACCUCGAAUUUACGUAUUCUCGACGGAAUGAUAUGGAAGCAUUGGACGAGCUUGGGUGUAUUCUACUUAACCUUGCACGCAUUGUGCCAGGUGGAGUUGUGGUAUUUUUUCCUUCGUAUCGCUUUGAAGAGAAUGCAGUUCGUCGAUGGCAGGCUACAAAACAGUACGAGCAAAUUCAAGCAAAGAAAAGCGUUUUUAGCGAGCCGAAGAAAGCUGAUGAACUUGCAGAGGUACUAAUGCAAUAUUCAGCAGCCUGCUCGCGGGAUAACCAGAACGGAAAGGGUGCUAUGCUUCUGAGUGUGGUUGGAGGUAAAAUGUCCGAAGGAAUCAAUUUCAGUGAUGAAUUGGCACGAUGCGUUGUAAUGGUAGGCAUGCCGUAUCCAAACGCUCGAGAUGCAGAGAUAGUUGAGAAAAUGAAUUUCCUAGACAAGACAAGUCCCGGAUCUGGACGGCAAUUUUACGAGAGUCUUUGUAUGAAGGCGGUCAACCAGUCGAUUGGAAGGUCAAUUCGCCAUCAAAAUGAUUAUUCUGCCAUUUUGCUGGUUGACCAUCGAUACUCAAGUCUGGCGGUUCGCAAUCGUUUACCUGAGUGGAUUCAGAAGCGCAUUCAACCGCCGAUGUCGUUUGGGCAGGCAUACUCGCAGCUCGUGCAAUUCUUUCGAGCAAAAGACAAACAUGACGCGCUAAACCAGUAG
Peronospora farinosa is the source of this 2598-nucleotide messenger RNA. Lineage: Eukaryota; Oomycota; Peronosporomycetes; Peronosporales; Peronosporaceae. The record is from the annotation of a GenBank genome assembly.